Messenger RNA from Pseudogymnoascus verrucosus, 3646 nucleotides. RefSeq lists its product as uncharacterized. The transcript is spliced from 4 exons. Gene Ontology annotation, molecular function: protein binding. NCBI's taxonomy places the organism in Eukaryota, Fungi, Ascomycota, Leotiomycetes, Thelebolales, Thelebolaceae. The coding region runs from base 332 to 3253 and encodes 973 amino acids. The record is from RefSeq and is a predicted model, not a curated record.
UUCUUGGCAGCUGUUGGAUUCGUCGUCUUUGUCUCCAACCAUGCAGGAGACCUACUUCGUUCCAAGCUCAGCCUUGUCUGUCCACCUCGCCCUCCACCUUGGCUGGUUGAAAUAAAGGCAGCCAUAUUGACUUCCAGUCAACUACCAUCAACUUCACUACCUAGACUGGCUGUUUUAUUUUACGUCUUUCAUCUUUUGCACAGUUUCUAAAGUCCUCUCGGUAGCUCAACCGCCUUCCAAAGUCGGCUGUGGUUACUGGUGGAUCAUAGCUUCCCGAUCUGCCAACCGGACCUCCUACCAAGCGCGCACCUCAACCUCAAACAUCCCCACGAUGCCAUCGUUGAAACAAGCACGGAGCAAGAGAGCAACCCCCAUAGCCAUCGUCUCCAACAAAGGGCCCUGGUCGCAAUGGCACGAUCUCAACAACAUUGAAACCAACUCUCCACCCCCGACAGCCUCUGCCACCGCCAUGAGCUUCGCCGACCCCAUAGCUGCGCCCGAGGCGGGCAGCGCCGAGCAAGCGCCCCGAUCAUUGACCUUUUUCGAUCUCCCCUCGGAAACACAGAAUGGGAUAAUCAAGCAGUGUACCGCGCCCGACUUGAUAUCGCUGUCUCUCGUCUCGAAGCACUUUCGCGAUCUGGCGGCGGCGCAGAUCUAUCGAAAUUUCCAUAUCAUAUUCCCGGAUGAGGACGAUGGGACUUACGAGUCGGAUAUGGAUGGGCUGGCGGCUGGGCUGGACACGCUUGUUACGAGCGAGUACGACUAUGCGAGAUACCUGAAGGAGAUUGUCCUCGAGAGCCUGAGUGGAGGUGCGAAGGGAGAAAAAGCCUAUAGGCACUAUACCAAUGAUGUGAGCUGCGGAAAGUUCAUGAAUACGCUGUUUUUGUUGACGCUGCGGAAAGCGAAGGCGUUGGAGACUUUUAAGUGGGAUGUACGCGUUGAAUUGAGUCGGCCGGUCUACAAGUCCUUACAUAGCAUCCCGGCGUUGCAGCACCUAUAUCUUCGUAUGCAUUCGGGACAGUCGCUGUACCAACGACCACCACCAUUGCAGUCACUCAAAUUUGUCCCUGAUGAUACAGUCGGUGAUACUAUCGAAGUUUCGAAAGCCAUUAGGGAGGGUUCCGAAGCACAACCUACGAAGAUGACAAACGCCGAGGCGAAGGCCAUUCUUGCCUCGCGGGCGACCGAACUGAAAACAGAUCACGGUCCGCCUACAAUAUCGGGAUUUAAGAACCUGAAGACUCUAUCUAUCCUCGACAUGGACAGUUUGGAGUAUGUCAAAGAGAUCAAGGCUUGCAUUCAUAACUCAUCUUCAACAUUAAACAAACUGCAGCUGUCGUUUUCAGAGGCCCUGGCAAGGAAGGCGCGGAAACCACCUCCUGCUGACGACACGGGCGACGAAUCGGACCAGGAAAUCGAUGAGUUUGGCAAUAUGAUCCCGCCUCCACCUGCUGUAGCGUCUCCUUCCACAGAUGACGCUUCUGGUCCAGCCAAAGCAUUCCGGGCAGUUGAAGCGAAGCAGGCACAGGAAGCUGUGUUAGCUCAAAUUUUUGGUCUAGAAUCGAAGCCGAAGGAGCUGCCGGGCUCGGAUGCGAGCGAUGAAGAAAAGAAAUCCGGUGCUGGCAUGGACGAAACUGUGAACUCAUUUAUCAAUGAAUUCGCGGUACUGUCGAAGAAGUUGAUGGGUGCUCCAGGCAUGUCUGAUCUCACUGCCGAACAGAAAGAAUUUAUGAAGGCCGUUGAGAAGGGGGCUAAGAAAUACUUGAAGGGCAAAAAGGGGACUCUGGGUGGGAAGUCUGGUAAAGUUGGGUCGGACGAGGAGUCGACUGCUGGAAGCGGAACUGAGAAGGCCACACCGGCGUCGUCCGAUACUAGUGACGCUGGAAAAGCAGACGAGGAAGAUAAAUCCAAGAACACGGAACCCGAACAAAAAUAUGUCGGCAUGUUUGACAAUGAGGGUAAAAAAGAUCCCAAGGCGCACCAAUCUACCACCGACAGCCCUCACCCGGAUGAUAUUGAUGUUUGCGAGCCAGAACCUGAUUCCCAAGAUGCGGAUGAGUCAACUUCAGAACCUGUGGCAGAGGAGACAGCUGGUGAGAUUCUGACCACAGACACUGAAACCAAGGAGUCUAAAGACUCGUCAGCACCGGCUACACUUGAACCUGACGAGAAAGUCCAUCGAGAAAUCCUUGAAAUAGCACUCGCAACGCGAGCGCUUAAAGGAUUCCGGUUUAACAAUCUUGCGAUCGACUCGCUCCAAUACAUGGUGAUAAAGGAGGCUGCCGAAGCACAUAACCGAUCACUGGAGGAGAAGGAUAAUACCAUGAGCGACUACGUCCGUAAAACUCGUGGAUUGACUCUGAAGUCAUUAUCGAUAUAUCUCAUCCCCAUCAAGACGUCUGUGCUGUCAAGGGCUGUUGAUCUCCAUGUCCUGAAGCGCAUCUCACUGCUCAACGUCGGAUCUCAAGCACCCUUCUGGAACUACCUUGCGAAAGAGAACAAAGUUUCCCCUUUGCCUUUGUGCAAGAUCCACACCGACAACGUCACUCUUCCUUUCCUCAAGUUCGUGAAUCAGUUGGAAAACCUGGUGGAGCUAUUCAUCCUGGAGCGCUCCACGAAAAGUUCGGAGUACAGCUUUGCGCCCAAGACUAUGGUUACGAGUGAUAAUAUUCGGCGUUAUGUCAUCAAGAAGCACGCUUCUUCGCUGAAGAGACUGGCUGUCAAGAAUGAAAAUGACUAUACGUGGGAUGCGAAUGUGAAGUUUUUGGAGUUGCUUUGCCGGAAAGGAAAGAACCUGGAAGAGCUUGGUAUUAGCUUUGCAUCUCCUGCUCUGCAUACUUUCAACCAAUAUCUUCCAGGCUUGGUCUCUCUCAGAGCACUCCAUAUAAUAAACUUCCGCAACGAUGACACUUGUCAUUGGGUUAUGCGUGAGAUCCCCAGGUUUAUUGCCGAUGCCUUGUCAAGCCACCCCCGCAUGAAAUUGGAAUACUUGGCUCUAGGUAACACCGUGGGUCGACUCGCAUGGAAGGUCAAACCUGCACCCAAAUCCAAGGAUAAGGGGAAGGGUAAAGCCACCAUGUAUACAGGUAACACAAUCAUAGAGGAGAAGCAGGACGACAGCAACACUGACGAUAGUGAUGAGGAGGAUGACACUGCUCCUGGUCUGAAGCUCGAGACCGUUGACUGCGGCCGGUUCUAUGACGUUCUGGGCGUGCGUAUGUGGAAGAAGGAGGUGCUACUGGGCCGUUUGUGACAACGACAGUUUGGUGGUCAUAGUCCGCCGCCGCCACCGCCUGGCUGGUAAGAUGUGAGACGUGGGGAGUCGUGAGAUGACUGAACUGCCAUGGUUUCCCAACUCAGACAGGCAAAGGAAAGGCAAAGGGGGAGAUUGAUAAUACGAACACAAUUUGGCGCGAGUAUUAGAUGUUUUUAUUUUCUACGACGGAGCAAGAUAGCGAGGAUGAUUAUUAUUGGGACAUCAAAGCACACAUACCCAGGCUGACGUAUCCUUCUUUUGGGCGAAUGGCAAGCGAAUUUGGCGCGAGAGCAUGGACUGGAUUUGCUUUUUUCUUAGGGGAACGGGGGACUGGGCAUUACAUACUAGGUUUAGGACCAAGGUAGAAGAAUUUAUCAAGGGAUUUUCCAG